AUGGAGGUCACAGCUCUCUGCGUCAGGCUGUGGAUGGACGUGUUGGUGCUGCUGCUUGCACAAGCUAACCACAGUUACUUUGCUCAGAGAGCUGGUGCAGCGUUUCCUCGUGUUCGUCCAGACAGACUGCAGUUCUUUGAGUAUGAGACACUCAGUGUAAACUGUGAGGAGUUCAGAGGGUUGACUGAAUGGAGAGUGAUGAGGAGGCUCAACAGAAGAAGUCCAACAGAUUCUUACAACUGGAGCUCAUCGGCACCAUCCAGCACCAUUUAUCCUGCCUUUGAAAUGUACAGUGGCAAAUACUGGUGUGAAGAUGGGGACGGGAACUCAAGCAGUGCUGUCAACAUCACCAUCACUGAUGGUUCUGUGAUCCUGGAAGUUCCUGCCCGUCCUGUGGUGGAGGGAGACAAUGUCAUUCUUCACUGUAGGAAUAGAGAAUCUCAAUCAAAACCCAUUGCUGAUUUCUACAAAGAUGGCUCCCAACUGGGGACCUGGUUUGAAAAGGACAUGAUCAUCCAAAAUGUUUCCAAAUCUGAUGAAGGACUCUACAAGUGCAGCAUCGCUGGAGCUGGGGAGUCACCAGAGAGCUGGCUGACUGUUUUAAAUCGAACUAAAGCUCCGUACAAAGAGCCUCAUCCCUCCUAUAAUCGCUCCCCUGAUCUGCCCUCCGUGCUGUGGUUUGUUGCCAGUGGUUUCCUUGUGGCUCUGCUGUGGUGGGUGAUGACACUGCUCCUUGGUAGGAAACUCGAAGACUGCAUGACUCUCAGUUAG
Epinephelus fuscoguttatus (brown-marbled grouper) is the source of this 771-nucleotide messenger RNA. RefSeq names its product Fc receptor-like protein 5. The record is from RefSeq and is a predicted model, not a curated record. NCBI's taxonomy places the organism in Eukaryota, Metazoa, Chordata, Actinopteri, Perciformes, Serranidae. Gene Ontology annotation, biological process: cell surface receptor signaling pathway. The transcript is spliced from 6 exons. Gene Ontology annotation, molecular function: transmembrane signaling receptor activity. The coding region runs from base 1 to 771 and encodes 256 amino acids.